UAUUUUAUUAAAAAAACUAUAGAAAAAGUUAAUACAUAAGUAAUGAAAAAAAGUUUAAUGUGUCAAUUAUUUUGGGACAACCGCAAUAAAUGAAUUCAGGCGACAACAGUAGAUUUAGUGAUGACAAUAAAAUAAAUAAUUUUCCUUGACCCUUUUGUAGGUCAAUCCUAAUCUAACUUUGAAGAUACCAACUACACAAUAUCACUUGAUUUUUGCCACCGAUAGUAAUGUGUCCCACAAUCAUAAAUCAACCUAUGAGUGCCCCAAUCAUGCAUUACUAUUUCACUCCUCAACCUACACCAAUACACCAUCCAUCACAUCUUAUCUUCUCAAAGAAUUGAGAAUUCAACAAAGAAGAACAUUAAGCUAGCUAGGAGUGCAAAAUGGAGGAAGUAACCAAGACAUCAAUACAACCUCAUGUGUUGGUAUUCCCAUUUCCUAUACAAGGCCACAUAAACCCAAUGCUCCAAUUCUCAAAACGCUUAGCUUCCAAAGGCCUUAAAGUCACCUUAGUCACAACCCAAUCACUAUCCAAAUUACUUCCCCCUCAGUCUGAGUCUAGUCUGAUCCAAAUCCGAUCCAUUUAUGAUGGUGUAAAAGACGGCGAAAAACUUUAUCAUGAGGGCUACGUAGAGCUUUUCCAAAGAGUAGUCCCUAUAAGCCUAGCUAACCUUAUUGAAGAGUACAAAGUAACAAGCCACCCUGUGAAGUUCAUAGUGUAUGAUUGUUUGAUAACUUGGGUCUUAGACUUGGCAGGGACGGUUGGGAUCGACGGGGCCCCGUUUUUCACUCAAUCAGCAACCGUCCAUUCCAUACACUACCAUGUUUAUGAAGGAGCAAUAAAGUUUCCCUUUAAAAGUUCAUUGAUUUCAAUGCCUUCAAUUCCUUUAUUAAGGGUUAAUGAAAUGCCUUCUUUGCUAGUUAAUCCAGGAAUAUAUCCUUCUCUCAAUGACCUUAAUAUCAAUCAAUCUUUGAACUUCCACAAGGCUAGUUUGUUGUUCUUCAAUACUUUUGACAACUUGGAAUCUCAGGUACUAGACUGGAUGAGAAGCCAAUGGCCUAUAAAAACAAUAGGACCAGCCAUCCCCUCAAUGUACUUGGACAAACGCUUGGAAGAUGACAAUGAAUAUGGCCUAAGUUUCUUCAAGCCCGAAACCGAUGCUUGCCUACAAUGGCUUGAUGCAAGAGAAACUAGUUCAGUUGUCUACAUUGCAAUGGGAAGCUUGGCUUCUCUUGGAGCAGAGGAAAUGGAAGAAAUAGCUAAGGGUGUAAUAAAUACCGAAAAGCAUUUCUUAUGGGUUGUUAGAGCUUCAGAAGAAGAUAAGCUUCCUCCAAAUUUCAAAGAGGAAAUAUCAGGGAAAGCUUUAGUUGUCAAUUGGUGCCCUCAGUUAGCCGUUUUGGCUCACCGGGCAAUAGGGUGUUUCGUGACACAUUGUGGGUGGAACUCGACUUUAGAAGCUAUAAGUAUCGGGGUUCCCUUGGUGGCAAUGCCUCAGUGGGUAGACCAACCUACCAAUGCCAAGUACAUAAACGACGUUUGGAGAAAUGGUGUUAGAUUAAAGGUUGAUGAAAAGGGUAUUGUAACAAGGGAUGAACUGAAAGCCUGCAUACUAGAAGUGAUGGAAGGAGAACGUGCAAGCGAAAUCAGAAGCAACGUCGCAAAAUGGAAGAAAUUGGCUCAAGAGGCUAUGGAUGAAGGUGGUAGUUCUGAUAGGAACAUUGAGGAAUUUGCUGCUAAACUGAAAAACAUAUAGGAUUUUUUGAUAGCUCAGUAACCUGUUUAUGAAUUGUUAUGCUGCUUGGACUUGUAGCGACUUGCUGUUUGUUACCUUCAGUCGUAAUUGACUCAUUGUACUCCUUCCGGCCUUCAAUAAUACAAUAGAGUAAAUUUUAUA
Messenger RNA from Chenopodium quinoa (quinoa), 1895 nucleotides. Its product is annotated as UDP-glycosyltransferase 74E2-like. Gene Ontology annotation, molecular function: UDP-glycosyltransferase activity. Bases 384 to 1754 code for a protein of 456 amino acids. NCBI's taxonomy places the organism in Eukaryota, Viridiplantae, Streptophyta, Magnoliopsida, Caryophyllales, Amaranthaceae. The record is from RefSeq and is a predicted model, not a curated record. The transcript is spliced from 2 exons.